Messenger RNA from Daldinia vernicosa, 2457 nucleotides. RefSeq lists its product as uncharacterized. The coding region runs from base 1 to 2457 and encodes 818 amino acids. The record is from RefSeq and is a predicted model, not a curated record. Lineage: Eukaryota; Fungi; Ascomycota; Sordariomycetes; Xylariales; Hypoxylaceae. The transcript is spliced from 2 exons.
AUGGAUGUUAACUCACUUCUUAAUAAGACGUCGUCGGUGCAAGGAGAAGCAGCCACAAGUACGGAGGAACGGGACAUCGUGGGCCAUGGCACCAGUUCGGUGCCGCCGACGACGGAGGCGACAGGAACGACAGAGACGACAGCAAGUCAUCUACCCUCUCCGCGUACUUCGUCCCAAGAGCAAGCCCCUGAACACGGAACGAGAUUACCAUGUCGGAGUAGGACACCAUGGAACGCCGAUGGAUACGCACUCCCACUAACAUUAGACACCACAUCGACUCGAGCGAUAAUACAUCCAACGUCUAAUACUACAUCGCCUGCAGUAUCCGGCAGUCCUAGGUCGCCACGACACAAGUUCUCUGAGAGUCAUAGUAGCCUCUCCUCCACGUCGACUCAAUCAUCCCACUCGAGGAUUUCAUCUACGUCUACGGUUGGUGGAGCUCAACACACUCAGCCCGACCGUGCCGAGCUUACGAUUCCCAAGAUAAUGUCACCAGGUACGAACCAGAAACCAGCAAAUGAAGCAAUCACAUACCCGCCUACAAUCCGUACGGAACUACCGGCCUUGGAUCCAAUAGGAGCCAGCUUACCAUCCGAUACCAUGCUAAUGUCGAAGGGCUGGGUAGCUGUAAACCAGACUGAUAGACGAGACGCAACCAUUACCAGAGAUACUAAGCCCGAUCUUGGCCAUCUCGUUCCUCUUGAUUCUUCCAAAGCACAUAAGAGGGCUAUCUCUGCCCCUGAUUUUAAUGUCACGGAAGGGAUUGAUCGAACCUUUCCUCCCUUCUCUGUCGCAUUUCAACGUCCUUUCUCGCCUCCGCCUCGGGUUAAUCUCCCCCCCUUCGGUCGAUCUCGAUCAGGACACGCCAUGCAGGCGAUGUCCCCUCCAUCAGCCUUCGACAGUCACCUUUCCCAGGAUGGACUGCCUGUCUGUAUGUAUCAGCAGGAUUGCGACACGGGAUCUACACUCCGCAAGGCCAUUUCGCAUAUAUUCGGUAGAAAUAAGACGUGUACGCGAAACAUACCUACGAAAGUUUGGGUUCACUACUGCCGCAAGCAUUACCAACGCAGUCGUUAUCGUAAUGGUCCGGAGUGGGCUGACACCCAAUGUGAGUUGGUACAGAGGCAGAUCCGCCGUGUUCAGGAAUGGAGUGACGAAAAUCAGCGAACUGGACAGCCAGGAGUAGUCAAGGAUUGGUCAUUGUCUAUGAGGAAAAGAGAGAAGACUCGUAUCGAGGAAAAAUCCUUCAAGAAGCGUUCUCAUCGUGAAUAUAAUGAAGACGAAGACGAUGUUAUACCGGACAACGCUGUUUUAAACGGCACCGCCGUGCCUAGUUGGCUACGUGACAGGUGCGGCAGUGGGUAUACCACGGCCGAGAUCGAGGAAAUUGUGGCCCGCAUGAGGAAUGAGAUAAGAGAGAAUUACAGUACCCAGAUUCCCGACAUAGAGAUUCUCCCAAACAUCUCCAUGGACACCUCGAAUGACACGAAUUCCAAGACAUUGACGAGGCAGAAAGAUAGCCCUGUCCAUAAACGCUCUCGGUCGGUUGGCGUCGCUCUUGAGCCCGGGCCACGCCCCAUGAUGCGUCGCGUAAGCCAACCCACGUAUGUCCGACAAGAAGAUACGCUCCUACCUCAUGAUGAAAAACGUCGGCGUAUAUCCAAUACACCUCUAUUAUCCAAUACACCUCUAUAUAGUCCUCCUCAUACAUCUACGAGUUCGAGGCUACCAGAACAUCCUUCUCAGUUAGGACCCAUCCAUCCUCUUCCUCGUCGCCAAGGCUUUGGCAAUAUCCAAGACAACCGUGCCGAGGAGCCAUAUCGCCAUCACGAAAGCACCAGAGCCCUAGAAUCCGGCUACAAUCGUUGGCCUAAUCUGGGUCCUCAGCGGAAUCAAGUUCGGCCGAUAAGCGUAGCACCAGGAAUUAGCGGCCACCAGCGGUCUUUUUCCGAAGCCAGCAGCGUCCAUCCUGGCUUUACUUACCGGCAUUCUGUCAACCACCCUACAACGCCGGCCGCUACAACGCCGGCCGCUACAAUGCCGGUCGUUACAAUGCCGGCCGCCUAUUUCACGGAUCCGACAGCUUACGGUAGAGGCAUAAUACCUCCGGCGCGAUUUCCACCAGUCUUUUAUGAGGGUCUGCCACUACUGAACCAGCCAGGCCCUGGUGCCUAUCCAUCCCCUUUGUCAAAUUUGGGGCCGGGUCCCAUUCUCCUCGAACCCAGUUAUAUACACACGCGUCACCAGAGCACACCAUCAGUUAGCCAUACCAAUACCCCCCAGGGGCCCAUCGGUGGAUAUGAGCUACCCACCAUCUUCCGCCCGCAAGCCUCACACGAGCAAUUAUCUUCACAUCACCACCGUCAACAUUCCUACGCGCAACCUCAUCCGAAUCCUCCUCGCCCUGCAGCCCAAGAAUCUGAUCGGGACAGAGAAAAUUUCAGCGAGCGUCGUUAG